GAUAGACGAUGCGCCGGCGGUGUUCGAAUUUCGUUUCAGACUGAUCUCAUCCGAGCUGAUAUAGCGUCGAUCUCCGCAUGUCUCGCUCUGACGUAGCGAUGACGUUCGACAAGAGCGUGUCCGACAAGAGCCGGACUUGUCCUUACCUCGACACAAUAAAUCGAAAUGUCCUGGACUUCGACUUCGAGAAACUGUGUUCUGUCAGUCUGAGCCGGAUCAAUGUUUAUGCUUGUCUGGUGUGCGGGAAGUACUUCCAGGGUCGAGGACCAUCAACGCACGCGUACACUCAUAGUGUUCAUGUAGGGCAUCACGUUUUCCUCAACCUGGAGUCAUUGGAGUUCUUCUGCCUGCCGGACAAUUAUCGGAUCGUGGAUUCUUCCUUGGAAGAUAUUCUUUUCGUGCUGCAGCCGAGAUUUUCAGCAGAAGACAUAAAGGCUCUCGAUAAGAACGAGAAGUUAUCGAUCGCACUGGACGGUACGAAAUAUCUACCCGGUGUUAUCGGACUGAAUAAUAUCAAAGCAAACGAUUAUUGCAACGUGAUCUUGCAAGCUUUGUCGGUCGUGGUUCCGUUGAGAGAUUUCAUGAUCCGCGAUGAGAAUUACAAGGAUAUCAAGAGACCUCCAGGAGACACCAUGUUCCUAAUAGUUCAACGUUUCGGUGAGCUCCUCCGGAAGUUGUGGAACCCAAGACAUUUUAAAGCCCACGUUUCUCCUCACGAAAUGCUCCAGGCCGUCGUUCUCUGCUCGAAGAAGAGAUUCCAGAUCACGGCCCAGGGUGACCCAAUAGACUUCGUUUCUUGGUUUCUGAACUCGCUUCACAUAGCUCUCAACGGAACGAAUAAAGACUCGAGUUCGAUCAUCUACAAGACCUUCCGUGGCAGAAUGAGGGUAUAUACCAAGAAAUUGUUCCCAACAGACCCAGAACACCAGCCCAAGACUUAUGAUCCCUCAGAAUACGAAGAAAAAAUGGAGAAAAUGCCAUUCAUGUAUUUGACGGUCGACCUGCCGUCGCAACCUCUCUUCAAAGACGAUCAACAAGAGAACAUCAUUCCUCAAGUCCCCUUGAAUGUCAUCAUGGCAAAGUUCAACGGGAUCCAGGAAAAAGAGUACAAAACCUACAAAGACAACUUGCUGAAGAGAUUCGAGUUGAUCAAAUUGCCAAUGUAUCUCAUCUUGUACAUGAAACGUUUCACGAAAAACACGUUUUUCACGGAGAAAAAUCCGACCAUCAUCAACUUUCCGAUCAACAAUGUUGACUUCAGUGACCUCUUGUCGCCGGAGCUCCGUCGAGUAAACCCCGAGAACGCAUACGAGCUCGUCGCGAAUAUCGUACACGAAGGCGAGCCGAACAAAGGAACCUACCGAUGCCACGUUCUGCACCGCGGUACGGGUAAAUGGUACGAGCUACAGGAUCUCCACGUCACCGAGAUCCUUCCCCAGAUGAUCACGCUCUCCGAAAGUUACAUUCAAAUUUGGCGGCGCACGAGCCCUCGAUUCAAAGAUGCGCCGAACUCGGAGAAGACGAGGGAACUAAACGGCGAAGAGCCAAUGGAGGCUGAGGGAAAUGGGAGAGGUGUGAAGCGCAAAGCGGAGUGAUGACUUUUAAAUAAACCUGAAUGG
Galendromus occidentalis (western predatory mite) is the source of this 1619-nucleotide messenger RNA. It is a transcript of the gene Usp39, whose product is annotated as ubiquitin specific protease 39. The coding region runs from base 78 to 1595 and encodes 505 amino acids. Gene Ontology annotation, molecular function: cysteine-type deubiquitinase activity; zinc ion binding. Lineage: Eukaryota; Metazoa; Arthropoda; Arachnida; Mesostigmata; Phytoseiidae. Gene Ontology annotation, biological process: mRNA processing; spliceosomal complex assembly; protein deubiquitination. The record is from RefSeq and is a predicted model, not a curated record. The transcript has 10 exons.